CACCGACUGCCACGCCAGCUGUGCUUUAGUUUCCCCCAUUUCUUGUAAUUUCACACACCCUUCCCCCGACCCCAAUUUCGUAAUCAUACCUUUCUCCUCAAUCAUUUCGGGUAACAAAAUUGAAAACCCAAAUAUUUUCAUUAAAUUAAUUUCUUUAUUUACUUUCAACAUUUUUUAAAAUCCUUCAUUCCAAUCGGAAAUCCAAUACUGUGUUUCUUCUGUCUGUUCGAAAACUCAAUCUCAAUUUUCCAUUUUCCAAUUUCCAAUUCGCUUUUUUGGACUCCAAGAAGGAAUCAGAAACAAAUAUUUUUGGUUUUCGAGUCAAGAAAUUUUUGAAAUCUCAACACAACCCCCACACACACCAAAUCAUCAUCAUAGUGAAGUAAAAUAGAUGACCGUGGCUGAAAGGUUGUUUCGAUUCAAUCAAACAAUUUCAUACAACUCUUUUCCUCCAACUCUCACAAACAUUCAUUGCAUUCAUUUCCACAAUUAAGCUUCAGGGGGGGAAAACGCUCGCUGAUUUAGGGUUAGGUUUUUUUUUUUUUUUUUUUUUCAAUUUCUCAAAGAAGAGUAGGCAGAGGCAGAGGAAGAGGAAGACUAGGUUUACGGGUUAGGGUUCUGGUUUUGCGUUUUUCUUGAAAAAUGACUGACGUGAUACUGCAUAUAUACGACGUUACGAAUAGCGGAUCAGAUAAGACCAACAAUACAAUUGUUAAUAUCAACAAGAUCUUCAAGGAUGGAAUUGGUCUAGGCGGUAUCUUCCAUAGCGCUGUUCAGGUUUAUGGAGAUGAUGAAUGGUCCUUUGGGUUUUGCGAGCAAGGAACUGGAGUUUUCAGUUGCCCCUCUGGACAGAAUCCAAUGUACACAUAUCGUGAAAGUAUUAACCUUGGGAGAACAAACUGUUCAAUUUUCAAGGUUAACCAGAUUUUAAGAGAGCUUAGUAGAGAGUGGCCUGGAAGUUCUUAUGACUUACUAUCAAGGAACUGUAACCACUUUUGUGAUCAGUUCUGUGAGAUGCUCAAUGUAUCAAAGCUUCCAGGUUGGGUUAAUCGGUUUGCCAAUGCUGGUGAUGCUGCAUUGGAAGUAGCUGGAAACACAGCAGUUCGUUUCAAACAAGCAAAGACAGAGAUCAUAUCGGCCAGCAAAGUUGCAUACCGUUUUCUUCUAGGGGCAACAAACAAUGUCAUGUCUUCUCCAGAGUCUACUAGUAAUUCAAAUAGAGGUACUCCUAGAUUUCAAGCCGCAUGGUUUAAGAAUCUCAUCACUACUGGUGCGAAACCAUCGAGUAGUUCAGAAUUAGGAAAUCAAGUUGAAGGCACACAGCAGCAACAACAACAAUGCAAAGCAAAUGAAGAUACACCAAUGUUGCUCAAUUCGCGAUCACAACAUGAUAUGUGAAAGUGCAUGUUGUUGUUUCUGGAAUGUUGUUAGGUACAAGUGGAAGUCGUGUUGAUGAACUUAGGUUUAUUUGUUUGAUUAAGUGUAAAAUUUGAUUUUUACUACUGGAAAAGUAUAUUGAUUUGUGUGGGUUUAGGGCACUGCCCCUUUGUUUUGCAUCUGAUGGUACCCUGUGCUACAAAGUCAUUGCAUAGGAAGUGGGCGAAAAGGUGUAAGGUUCGAAUUUCUAUAGAAUUAGAUAUAAUGCAACCGUUGCUUGAAGGUUAUGUUUCUAA
Molecule: messenger RNA, 1673 nt
Organism: Cucumis sativus (cucumber)
Lineage: Eukaryota; Viridiplantae; Streptophyta; Magnoliopsida; Cucurbitales; Cucurbitaceae
Product: deSI-like protein At4g17486
Exons: 4
Coding region: 643-1398 (251 amino acids)
Biological process (GO): protein deubiquitination
Molecular function (GO): deubiquitinase activity
Source: RefSeq, a predicted model, not a curated record